Molecule: messenger RNA, 997 nt
Organism: Populus euphratica (Euphrates poplar)
Lineage: Eukaryota; Viridiplantae; Streptophyta; Magnoliopsida; Malpighiales; Salicaceae
Exons: 2
Coding region: 193-810 (205 amino acids)
Source: RefSeq, a predicted model, not a curated record
GGAAGAACGUCGCAGAUGCACGGUUGUUGUCGUUAGUUACCCAACAAACAAGAAAGGAACAAUCUAUCUUCCAAGCUGCUCGCUUCCUCAUUUACUAGGAGUAGUCUCUUGGACUCUUUCUCUUGUAUACAUUCAUCACCGACGCCGUUCUCCUUUGAAAAACAACAGUAGCUUCAAUUAGCAGCAGCAGCGAUGGUAUCUUCAAGAUUUUCUCUUCUCUUUCCAUUCUUUGUUUUCUUCAUUAUUCUCUGCUUGACCAGUCAACCUGUCAUUUGUGACGGUGAUCAGGAGGAUGCUCUUCUUCAAGGGAUUAACAACUAUAGGACAUCCUUCAAUUUGACUACCCUCACAAAAAAUGAUAACGCGGAGUGCCUUGCUGAGGAGAUAGCUGAGCAAUUCAAGAAUCAACCUUGUACAAAUACCACGGGUUCCAACACAGUACCAGGCACUGAGCCGCAGUUCCCAAAUUACCCGAGCCUUCUAGCCAAAUGCCAUUUGAAUAUCUCCAACACAAGGGAUGGAGCUGUAAUGCCUGCUUGUGUUCCCCACCUGGAUCCAAGUCUUGUGCUCACUAACUUCACACGGACUCCAUACUCCGGUAACCUUAAUGAUACUAAGUUUACAGGAGCUGGGAUUGGUUCUGAUGGUAACUGGAUCGUUGUUGUUCUGACCACAAGCACACCUGAGGGAAGUUAUGUGACUUCCAAGACAGACGGUUCGGAUUACAAUGCAGCCAAUUUGACCGCCAAGAAUACUGGUCUCAUCCAUCACUUACUGUUUUUGCUGAUAGGUUCUCUCUUCUUGCUGUGAAGAACCAAGUGCAUGGCCCCUAACACUAGCUCGCAUGAACGCAACUCGGUUGUAUAAGGAUCCAAGUCUUGUAUAUUCCCUUUUGACAUUUCAGAGGGACUGAUUAUUUGCAUCGCUGUUUUUUCUUGUUCAUAUCGAGACAAUAGCUGAAGAAAAGUUGUUAAGAACCAUAUUUGAUGAACUCUUA